AUGUUUGGGAUCCUGCGUUGCCUUUGGGAUCCUGAACAGAUUCACAUAAAACGUCUAGAGAUUCUCUUGAAACGUCUAGAGAUUCACAUAAAACGUCUAGAGAUUCACAUAAAACGUCUAGAGAUUCACAUAAAACGUCUAGAGAUUCACAUAAAACGUCUAGAGAUUCACAUAAAACGUCUAGAGAUUCACAUAAAACGUCUAGAGAUUCACAUGAAACAGAUUCACAUAAAACGUCUAGAGAUUCACAUAAAACGUCUAGAGAUCCACAUAAAACGUCUAGAGAUUCACAUAAAACGUCUGGAGAUUCACAUGAAACGUCUAGAGAUUCACAUAAAACGUCUAGAGAUUUACAUGAAACGUUCAGAUUCACAUAAAACGAUUCACAUAAAACGUCUAGAGAUUCACAUAAAACGUCUAGAGAUUCACAUAAAACGUCUAGAGAUUCACAUAAAACGUCUAGAGAUUCACAUGAAAUGUCUAGAGAUUCACAUAAAACGUCUAGAGAUUCACAUGAAACGUUCAGAUUCACAUAAAACGGCCAGAGAUUCACAUAAAACGUCUAGAGAUUCACUUAAACGUCCAGAGAUUCACAUAAAACGGCCAGAGAUUCACAUAAAACGUCCAGAUUCACAUAAAACGUCUAGAAAUUCACAUAAAACGUCUAGAGAUUCACAUAAAACGUCUAGAGAUUCACAUAAAACGUCCAGAGAUUCACAUAAAACGUCUAGAGAUUCACAUAAAACGUCCAGAGAUUCACAUAAAACGUCUAGAGAUUCACAUAAAACGUCCAGAGAUUCACAUAAAAACGUCUAG
This is a messenger RNA of Penaeus chinensis, 816 nucleotides long. RefSeq names its product involucrin-like. The transcript is spliced from 4 exons. The record is from RefSeq and is a predicted model, not a curated record. The coding region runs from base 1 to 816 and encodes 271 amino acids. Lineage: Eukaryota; Metazoa; Arthropoda; Malacostraca; Decapoda; Penaeidae.